AUGGCAGCUUUCCGCACAGUCAUUAUUGUUACCUCUAUUAUCUUAUACAAAGGUCUGCUGGGAACGGCCUCUCCAGCCGUUGCCAAUGAGUUCCAAAACGCACUCGACGCAUCAUGCAAAACGAUGGCAAAAGCGUACAACGCUGCCAACCCUGAUGUAUUCGGAUGGUCCAAUGCACAGAAGCUUUGUGUUGUACAGAGCGGGCAGAAUUCAAGCCAACCAAUGAUUAGGGAGGAAUCGGCUGCACAGGGGUGCAGUGGGGGAUAUCUGUCUUGUGUGGGGAGAGAAUGCUCUCAGUAUGAUCCUUCUAACUACCAAGACGGUGAAUCCGGCGCAUUUGCAGGCUGUCUUAUCUCUUGUGCUAUCCGUUGCAGUAUCUGA
This is a messenger RNA of Psilocybe cubensis, 381 nucleotides long. RefSeq lists its product as uncharacterized. Lineage: Eukaryota; Fungi; Basidiomycota; Agaricomycetes; Agaricales; Agrocybaceae. The record is from RefSeq and is a predicted model, not a curated record. The transcript has 2 exons. Bases 1 to 381 code for a protein of 126 amino acids.